Messenger RNA from Gavia stellata (red-throated loon), 2408 nucleotides. RefSeq names its product pyridoxal phosphate binding protein (gene PLPBP). Gene Ontology annotation, molecular function: pyridoxal phosphate binding. NCBI's taxonomy places the organism in Eukaryota, Metazoa, Chordata, Aves, Gaviiformes, Gaviidae. Bases 1 to 861 code for a protein of 286 amino acids. The transcript has 8 exons. Gene Ontology annotation, cellular component: intracellular anatomical structure. The record is from RefSeq and is a predicted model, not a curated record.
AUGUGGAGAGCGGGCAUGGCCGCCGGGGACGGGCUGGGCCCGGCGCUGCGGGCCGUCACCGAGCAGGUGCAGCAGGCGGCAGCGCGGAGGCCGCAGGGGCUGCCGGCCGUGCAGCCGCGGCUGGUGGCCGUCAGCAAGACAAAGCCCGCAGAGAUGGUGAUCGACGCCUACAGCCACGGGCAGCGAAGCUUCGGGGAGAACUAUGUUCAAGAGUUGCUAGAAAAGGCAUCAGACUCCAGAAUUCUGUCGUCUUGUCCGGAGAUUAAGUGGCAUUUUAUUGGCCAUCUGCAGAAAAAUAACGUCAACAAGUUGAUCGCUGUCCCUAACCUGUUCAUGUUGGAAACGGUGGAUUCUGUGAAACUGGCAGACAGAGUCAACAGCUCAUGGCAGAAAAAAGGGUCGUCUCAGAAGCUGAAGGUUAUGGUGCAAGUUAACACGAGUGGAGAAGACACUUGGCACAAAUCUGCCUGCUUCUUGCCAGGUAAGCAUGGCCUUCCUCCUGGAGACACCACGGCUGCUGUGGAGCAUGUCAUCAACAAGUGUCCAAGCCUGGAAUUUGUGGGGCUGAUGACGAUCGGCAGCAUCGGGCAUGACCUUAGUAAGGGACCAAAUCCUGACUUCCAGAUGCUGCUAUCUUUGCGGCAGGAAGUGUGUGAAAAGCUGAAUCUCCCCGUUGAGAAGGUGGAGCUGAGCAUGGGCAUGUCCACAGACUUCCAGCACGCGAUAGAGGUUGGAUCCACAAACGUCAGGAUUGGAAGCACUAUUUUUGGAGAGCGAGAUUAUUCCAACAAAGCAGUCGGUGGCAAGGCCCCUGCUGAAACUAAAGGCAAAGCGGAGACCUUGACAGUGCAGGGUCAUUAGAUGGAAAAAAAAAAGCAGCCUCGACAGAGGAAAGAUGAUGGGAGACCUCACUAUGCAUUCUUACCUCCCUCCGUGUCGGCACCCUUAUCAUGAUGGUGAGAGGGAAUUCCUCGUAACAGAACAGAGGCCAGAAACGCCUCACAAUUUAUUGUGAUUGUAGAAUACCCAUAGAAACUGGAAAUUUUUAUAACCAACAAAUGAUAAGAAAAUUAAUGUUUGAAAGUGACUGUGGUAUCUUGGCUCCUUCGGGUCAUUAAGAACAGUGACUUUUGGAUAACUAGGUUGAACAAACUAAAUAUUUGUCAGGAUGGAGUUGCUAAUGAGCAAGAUGUAUCUACAGCAGUGUCGGUGAUUAUGUUUUCGCUGAGGACUAAAUUCUUCAUUAAACAAGUUAUAAUCUUGCCAGAGACCCAUAAAUGUUUCCCCAAAUACAAGUUUUGCACGUGGUCACUACUGAGGGAUGCUUACGUAGAAACUGUGAUAGAGCCGUGCUGUGACACUGGAGAGACUAUAUCCAUUUAAACAGGAGAUGAAUAGCAAGCACACGAGGAUGGAUAAGGAGCACUGUUGCCAGCAUGAGUUCACAGCACAACGUUUUGGAUGCAGAUCGCAAGUGUGGGAGUGUCUUUUUUGGCUGAAGUUUAUAUUUGUCCUUUUCAGGCUGACACUGCUAACUCUUUCCAUUGGUUCCGUGUCUGCUCAGACCUUCUGGGAUGCUUUCAACCUUCCCCUCUUGUGAAGUGUUGUUGGGCGUUACUUUCAUCCUGCGUAGUAGUUCUUGACGCUGUAAGUUCUUUUUGCUCAGAAUGGGGCUUUUCUGCAAGGUCCCUGGUCUACCAUCAGCUUGCUGUUGCUUUCCAAGGCAAGUCACUGGAGCAUUUGGUGCCUCCACCAUCCCGUCUACAUCCGUAUGAGGAUAAUAAUGCUUGCUUGUCUCACAGGGCAGCAGUGAGGUUUGCUAGAGGCCCUUCGGGAAAAGUACUUCAGAAAGUAAGGUAUUAUUAUUCCACUGUGUUCUAGGUUCCUGAAAAUAAAUCCAGUCGCCUCUGACAGAGCUUCUAGGUGAUGUCUUAAUACCUUAAGCGCUGGUCUAGCCUUCGCUUCCGGAAGAGGGAAAUGACUCUUUCACAGCAGUGGCUGUUCCGUUCAGAUGUGAGCAGAAGCUCCUGCAUUGUCACGUGCUGUUUGGCCAACGGUAGCUAUGGCGAGUCUCUCUUGUAACCUGUGUUACAACUACAUUUUUGGGCUUUUGUGUGCUGCUAAGAGGAGGAGACAUCGGUUGCCAGCAGAAACUUCCUUCCCAGGCUUUCCUCUGUGUGCGUGUGCUUAAGUCUAGCUGUUGGUUUUACUCUCUGACUGUAAAUGCUGAAUGUAAAUGAAAAGAGUCAACUAACACCAACCUGUCAUAGCUACGUGGUUUAGAAGCAACAUGCAGUCUGUGCUGCCCUCCUCGGCACUGCACCAUGUGUUGUUUCGUAGUCUAUUAAUAAAAAGUGAUGAAUUUUAAUACCAUCUGUGCCAACUAUAAAGCUAUUAAAGAUGUUAUU